Messenger RNA from Paralichthys olivaceus (Japanese flounder), 5341 nucleotides. It is a transcript of the gene cux2b, whose product is annotated as cut-like homeobox 2b. Gene Ontology annotation, biological process: regulation of transcription by RNA polymerase II. The record is from RefSeq and is a predicted model, not a curated record. Gene Ontology annotation, molecular function: DNA-binding transcription factor activity, RNA polymerase II-specific; RNA polymerase II transcription regulatory region sequence-specific DNA binding. Gene Ontology annotation, cellular component: nucleus. NCBI's taxonomy places the organism in Eukaryota, Metazoa, Chordata, Actinopteri, Pleuronectiformes, Paralichthyidae.
AAAAUCUCCUCAAUAUCCCCCAAGAUGGCCGCCGAUGUAGGAUCGAUGUUUCAAUAUUGGAAGAAAUUUGAUCUACGGCGGCUCCAGAGGGAGCUAAACUCUGUAGCAUCUGAGCUGGCGGGUCGACAAGAGGAGAGCGAACAUUCCCACAAGCACCUGGUAGAGCUGAGCAGGGAGUUCAAGAGAAAUGUCCCUGAGGAAGUGCGGGAGAUGGUGGCACCUGUGCUCAAGAGUUUCCAGGCUCAGGUGGUUGCUCUGAACAAGCGCAGUAAGGAGGCAGAGUCUGCGUUCCUUGGAAUCUACAAACAGCUUAUCGAGGCCCCAGAUCCAGCUCCUGUGCUGGAGGCCUCACACACCCUGGAGGAAAGGCUGCAGCAGCUUCAGAGCUUGGCCCCAGACAGCGAGGCCCUGGUACGAGAGAUCAGCGGGCACUGGAAGAAACACUUGGAGUGCCUUGAAAAGACAGAACACACAGAGGAUGAUCCUGUAGUGUCAGGGGCAGCAGUGGCAGGAGAGGCCCCAGAAUCCAGCUCUCCAGCCUCCCUGAUGACCCCCAACAGUACACCAGUUCCCAGGGCCCCAGGAUCCCCACAGCCGAACUACCAGGACCAAGCUGAGGACCGAGGGGAGGGGGAGAGCGCUGACGUUCGUUCAGCUGACAGACUGUCAGAGGCCGAUGAGAAGAUCAAGGUUCUGCAUUCAUCUUUGAACACUGCACAGACAGAGCUGCUGGACCUGCGGUGUAAAUACAAUGAGGAGAUGACAAAGAAGGCAGGGGAGGUUGAUGCCAUCGUGGCGAAUCUUGAGAAAGCAAACCAGAGAGCAGAAAUGGCUCAGAGGGAAGUGGAGAGGCUAAAGGAGCAGUUAGCCAGUGCCACUAAAGGGAACUGCCAUCCAGCAGAGGGCACUAGCAGGGAGAAGAAUGAGAAGGGCGAAGUAUUGCCCUCGCAGCUGGAGGCCACCCUGCUGGCUAAAGACCGCGAAAUCCUCUGUCUCCUUGAAAACAUUCAGCGGCUGCAGUUCACGCUGCAGGAAGUUCAGGAGACAUCAGCCAAUCAGAUCCUGGAGCUGGAACGCCAGCUGGCCUAUAAGACAGAAGCUAUUGAGAGAUUAGAAGCUAAACUGCAAUCCCAGCUGGACUAUGAAGAGAUUAAAACUGAACUCAGUAUCCUUAAGGUAAUGAAGCUGGCUUCAGCAAACGGCGGCUCAUCUCAGGAGUCCGCCAAGGCUGCAGAGGCUCUUCUGCUGGAUAAAGAGGCCUUUCUUCCAUCUCACAAGUAUCUGGUGGAGAAGGCUCGAAUUCUGCACAGCAAUGAUGAUGACCAGUCCGACGAUGCAGGAAGGGAGACGGGUAGACCGCCUGGCUCCCACUCGUCCUCCUCUCAGGUGGACGGCCGUGGCUCCCCUAGCCCCGGCCCCCCCACCCUGGACGGCUCCUCCUCCAGCCACGAUCUCCCCCGUCCCUUCUCUGUGUCACCAUGCUCCGGGGACAGACAGUCAGGAGACCACAUCCUCCACAAGCAGCUCCUUUCCCCACAUUUUAAAAAGGAGGGCCUCAUGGCUUUUCCCACGGCCCUCUAUGCAGCAAAAGUCGCCCUCAUGUCAGCGUCUCAAGGGUCUGCAGCGGCAGGUAGUGUUGACGCCGGCCUGCCCAGCGACCAUUCAGAAAGCGGCAGCUCGACGGCGGGAGAUGAGGACCAACUGGACACGGCAGAGAUUGCCUUCCAGGUGAAGGAGCAGCUGCUCAAGCAUAACAUUGGCCAGCGUGUUUUUGGCCACUAUGUGCUGGGCCUCUCCCAGGGCUCGGUCAGUGAGAUCCUCGCAAGACCCAAACCCUGGAGGAAGCUAACUGUGAAAGGCAAAGAACCUUUCAUUAAGAUGAAGCAGUUCCUCUCUGAUGAACAGAACAUCCUGGCACUUAGGACCAUCCAGGUCCGACAGAGAGGGAGCAUCACUCCGCGCAUCCGAACUCCUGAAACUGGGUCAGACGACGCCAUUAGGAAUAUCCUGGAGCAGGCCAAGAAGGAGAUCCAGUCCCAGAGGGGAGGUGAUGGCAAGUCAUCUCUGAACAGCUCAUCAGGCAGAAGCAGUAAUGGAGCUGGCAGCGGCUCUGAUGAAACCAUAAAGAGCAUCUUAGAACAGGCCAGGAGGGAGAUGGAGGCCCAGCAGCAUGUGCUGAUGGAGAUGGAGGCCUGUGGGAGGGCCUCGACUGCCAGUUCAGGAGCACAGGUGGAACGUCUAGGGCCCCCAGAGCGCUCCAGGGGCCUGCCGUUACCCAUCUCCAUCAAACAGGAGGAAGGGGGCUGUGUUACCGUGUGCAUGGCUAACCCCAUCAGCAGCCCGCAGACCCCUCUCAGUGUGCUCUCCCCCGCCGCCUUCGUCCAGAACAUCAUCCGCAAAGUCAAGUCAGAGAUCGGUGAAGUAGGCACCUACUUCGAUCAGCACUGGUCACAAGAGCGGGGGCCGAUGGGGCUAGUCGGAGGAGGUAGCUCUCGGCCCUUCAAUUCUGUCUCUCCUUCCUUGUCUUCCUCCUCCUCUGGGCCCUCUGCGUUGCCUCGGCCGUGGCCACGUCUGGAGAACGGCGAGUGUCUCCCCAACAGCGAGGAGGCCUCUGCUGCUGAGGACGACCUAGGGCUCAGUCGGCCGGUGGAGGUUAAGGUGGAGUCGGACACAUCAGUGAGCGGCGAGUCCCCAGGACCUGGCCCUGGGCGCCUAUCCUACUACCCAGCAUACAUCCCCCGAGCCCUCAAGCCGACCGUGCCGCCGCUGACUCCAGAGCAGUAUGAGAUGUACAUGUAUCGAGAGGUGGACACCAUUGAGCUGACUAGGCAGGUGAAGGAGAAGCUGGCGAAGAACGGCAUCUGUCAGAGGAUCUUUGGUGAAAAGGUGCUGGGGCUCUCUCAGGGCAGCGUGAGCGACAUGCUGUCUCGGCCCAAACCAUGGAGCAAGCUGACUCAAAAAGGCAGGGAGCCCUUCAUCCGCAUGCAGCUGUGGUUGCUGGACCAGCUAGGCCAGAGCCUCAACCAGCCCCCAAACCAAGGCCACGCUCAGGAUAAAAGCCCAGUUACGGCACAGUCCUCACCCUCCCCGCCCCCCAGCCCAGCGGAGAGCCACCCAAGUCCCCUAGUGGAGCCUGUCAGCCUUUCCCUGGAGAGCAGCAAAGAGAACCAGCAGCCUGAGGGCUUAGGGCUUGCGCUGCCCCCCCAUCCAGAGGGAGGGAAAUCUACCCCCAGCCUCAUGGCCUUGCAUCAGCCCUCAAACCCACUGGGCAUCCAGGAGCUGGUGGCCAUGUCUUCCGAGCUGGACACCUAUGCCAUCACAAAGAAGGUCAAGGAGGUUCUAACAGACAACAACCUAGGUCAGCGUCUUUUCGGGGAAACUAUCCUGGGUCUGACGCAAGGCUCAGUGUCAGAUCUGCUCUCCAGACCCAAACCUUGGCACAAACUCAGCCUGAAAGGCAGGGAGCCGUUUGUCCGCAUGCAGCUGUGGCUCAAUGAUCCUCACAAUGUAGACAAGCUGAGGGCCAUGAAGAAGAUGGAGAAGAAAGCCUAUCUGAAAAGGCGGUACGGGCUUCUGAGCACCGGCUCAGACAGCGACUCACCCAGUACUCGCUCUGAGUGUGUGAGUCCGGCCUUGGUCUCGCUGGACCUGUGCCCCUACAGCCAGGUGAAGAAGCCCCGGGUGGUGCUGGGAGCUGAGGAGAAGGAAGCCCUGAGAAAGGCCUACCUGCUGGAGCCCUACCCCUCUCAGAACACCAUCGAGAUACUGGCAGCCCAGCUCAACCUCAAAACCAACACUGUCAUCAACUGGUUCCACAACUACAGGUCCAGGAUGCGACGGGAGGUGCUGAUGGAGGGUCUGCAAGACAAUGACACAGAUGCCGAGCAUCACAGCUACUCCCCCUCAGUGACGCGGAGCCCCCACUCUGAUGGAGAGGAGAGGAGGCUGCUGAAGCCCUCAGGACACAUCCACUCAGGCCUUCCUCUGAGCGCCAGCGCCGCACUUCCUCAUGUCAAACAGGAGGCACUGGACAGGGAAGACGAGGGGGAGGAGGGCUCCAUGAAACAGUUGAGAGUUCAGUGUUUUUCUACAGCAGUACAAUUCCCGCCGCUGAAAAACGAGCACGAGGACUCCAUCACCGGCCACCAGAGCCUGAGGCACGAAGAGGGGAUGAGCAGCCAAGCUCAAGGGCUCUACCCUGGCGCAGCCUCCAUAGAUGGACCCCAGAGAGCCAGUCAGUCCCGGCACGAUGGGGAGGACCCUGGAAAGUCGCCUGUUGACCCAGUCAGCUUCAAGGCUUCGUCGGAACCCUGCCGCAGCAGCUUGGAAGUCUCCCUGAACUCCCCCUCCGCUGCAUCCUCACCCGGCCUCAUGAUGUCAGUCUCCCCCGUCCCUUCCUCCUCUGCUCCAAUAUCGCCCUCGCUGCCCAACCCGCCCUCAACUAGCACCAAUCACAGCCUGGAACCUAACCAGAUCCCUCCAUUCCAAUGCCCCAAACUCAACAGAAGCACUCAGAGACGCAAUGAGAAAAUGGCCAACCUCAAUAACAUCAUCCAUAGGCUAGAGAGAGCAGCCAAUCGAGAAGAAACACUGGAAUGGGAGUUUUAAGGUCCCCCUUUUACUUGUACCUAGUCCUGAUGACCCUCGCGGCACAAAGGGGCGUCUCAGAUAGAAUCUUCCUGAAGACUUUUAACGGAGCCUGGCUCCUGAAGGCCUGUCCUCUCAGACUGAAAACUCAAAGGAAACGGGAACGCAGAGCUACACAUAUAGCUAACUUCCCUGCAAGAACUAAAAAAAAAAGAUUUAUAAAUGUGUAUUUGUUUUUGUUUUUGAUAAUGCAUACUACUUUGAAAUAGAUGUGACAGCAUAAGCUGUUGUUUUACCUUUUGGACUUGACAAGAAGACUUUUGCAGCUAUGGUGUCAUAAAAUGUACACUGAAGUUCUGUAGAUUGCCACUGGGUGAGAUUAAAAAAAGACCCCUGUCUUAAGCCAUUAAAAGCACUAUAACUAUUUGAAAAGAGACAUUGACCAAAUUUGCUACUUUUUGAAUAGCAAUUUUUCAGAUUUUGUCUGUAAGACUGGACAGUUUAAGUCAAGUAACAUGAAAUCCUAUUACUGACUGAGGGAUAGUCCUUUAAGACUCUAAAUAUUCAACAUCUUGUAUGUACUUAGUUUCUCGGUGAUAUGUUUUGAAAUAUUUGUAACUCACACGUAUAAAAUGUGGUUGUACAUGUUGUAGAAUUGUCUGCAAUAGCCUUCUCUAAACCUGAUGUAGCAUGGUACUCACCUGACCCUGUUAUCCUCUGUAGUUAGUCACCUGUGAUUAUACUUGAGCGAAAA